Cherax quadricarinatus is the source of this 1661-nucleotide messenger RNA. Its product is annotated as nicotinic acetylcholine receptor beta1. Gene Ontology annotation, cellular component: neuron projection; synapse; plasma membrane. The record is from RefSeq and is a predicted model, not a curated record. Lineage: Eukaryota; Metazoa; Arthropoda; Malacostraca; Decapoda; Parastacidae. Gene Ontology annotation, molecular function: acetylcholine-gated monoatomic cation-selective channel activity; transmembrane signaling receptor activity. Gene Ontology annotation, biological process: chemical synaptic transmission; nervous system process; signal transduction.
AUGACCCACACAGCCUUAGAACUUAACCAAAAUAUUAUUACUGAUCCAUAUUUAUCUUUCCCUAUCUUUCUUAUCUUCGCUAUCUUCUUCCUACAGGUCUGGAAGGACUACCAGCUCAGAUGGGACGCGGCAGACUAUGGUGGUAUUAAAGUGCUUCGCCUUCCGCCAGAUAAAGUAUGGAAGCCGGAUAUCGUACUGUUUAACAACGCCGACGGGAACUAUGAGGUCCGCUACAAGAGCAACGUUCUUAUUUACCCUCAUGGUGAGGUCCUGUGGGUGCCGCCUGCUAUCUACCAGAGCUCGUGCACCAUCGACGUCACCUACUUCCCCUUCGACCAGCAAACUUGUCUCAUGAAGUUCGGCUCGUGGACCUUCAACGGCGACCAGGUCUCCUUGUCCCUCUACAACGACAAGAACUUCGUCGACCUCUCAGACUACUGGAAGUCAGGCACCUGGGACAUUGUGGAGGUUCCAGCCUUCCUGAACGUGAUCCACAACGACCGAGGUCCCACAGAGACAGACAUAACCUUCUACAUCACCAUCAGGAGGAAGACUCUCUUCUAUACCGUCAACUUGAUCCUCCCCACUGUGCUCAUCUCCUUCCUCUGCAUCCUCGUCUUCUAUCUCCCCGCUGAGGCAGGAGAAAAGGUGACGCUGGGUAUCUCCAUUUUGCUCUCACUCGUCGUGUUCCUCUUGCUGGUGUCGAAGAUCCUGCCGCCCACUUCGCUGGUGCUCCCACUCAUCGCCAAGUAUCUCCUCUUCACCUUCGUCAUGAACACCGUCUCCAUCCUCGUCACCGUCGUCAUCAUCAAUUGGAAUUUCAGAGGACCCAGGACACACCGGAUGCCUAACUGGAUUCGUGUCAUGUUCCUCAAGUAUCUUCCUAUCAUGUUGUUCAUGAAGAGACCCAAGAAAACGCGACUUCACUGGAUGAACGAAAUGAACGCUGGAGUGCCUCCACACCAUCACUACGGCUCACCGGAGGUCGACAAGGGCAAAAUUGAACACAUGGAACUCUCCAACCUUCACCAUCCUAACUGCAAGAUCAACAGAGAGAUGCCUAGACGCGAGUCUGAGAGCUCAGACUCGCUCUUCAUUACCCCUGAGGCGUACAAGGCGACGGAGGCUGUGGAGUUCAUCGCAGAGCACCUCAGAAACGAAGAUGAGUACAUCCAGAUUCGUGAAGACUGGAAGUAUGUCGCCAUGGUGAUCGAUCGCCUACAGUUGUACAUUUUCUUCGCCGUCACUACCGCCGGUACUAUUGGCAUUUUAAUGGACGCUCCUCAUAUAUUUGAAUACGUUGACCAGGAUAAAAUUAUUGACACCUAUAGAGGGAAGUGAAGAGACUACCUUCAAGUGUUGGGAUUCAACGUGUAUAAUGUAAAAUGCCAAGAAAAAAUACAUACAACUUUUUACACUCAAAUGAAUAUGACUAUUCAUCAGCAGAGAAUAUGAGGGAGCCUAAAUACUGGAGAUCUCGGAUGUAAACCUUUGUGUAUAUAUCUUUGUUUCUCUCACUCUCUCCUUCCAUUUCUCUGGCAUAAGCAAGAAAAGAAAACAAACUCGAUCUCUGAAAGAAAAAAGAGGGACGAGAGGAAAAAAACAGAAUGUGAUAUGUAGUGUGCGAUGCUCGUUGACACAACACCAAAUAUUUUAAUAGA